AUCAUUUUCAUUCAAGAAUCAGUUUAUUGGGAUGUGAAUUCUCAUAUAUAAGCCUAUUAGCUGCAGGAAAUGAACACAUGCAUGUAUUUUUUUUUACCAGGUCAUGAAGACAAAGAGGCAAAUUCGGUUGAGCAAACAAAGGGCGGCAGCCACUCGGGAGUCACAGCUCGAAAGAGAAGCUAUAAGUGGUGGCUCCUAAUGGCAUUUUACGCAUUCAUUGUCCUUGCCGGCCAGUCAGCGGCUACACUUCUUGGAAGACUGUACUAUGACAAAGGAGGAAAAAGCAAGUGGAUGGCAACCUUAGUUCAACCUGCAGGCUUCCCAGUUCUCAUUCCCUUGUAUUACCUUUCAUCAUAUAAAACUUCAACACAAAACACUAGUUGCAGCAACAUGAUAAACCCACCAUCUCUUUUAGUCCUUUUAGCUAUGUAUAUUACACUUGGAGUACUUGUGGCAGCAUCUUCUCUGUUGUUUUCAGUUGGGCUUUUAUACCUUCCUGUCUCCACUUAUACCCUCAUUUGUGCUUCCCAGUUAGCCUUCAAUGCCUGCUUUUCCUUCUUCCUCAAUUCCGAGAAGUUCACUCCUUUCAUAAUCAACUCCCUUGUCCUCCUCACAAUCUCUUCUACUCUUCUUGUGUUCCAAAACAAUUCGUCAGGAUCCACGGCAGCUUCUAAAGGAAAGUAUGUGAUCGGAUUUGUAUGUACAAUUGCUGCUUCAGCCGGGUACGGGCUAAACCUUUCCCUAUCACAACUCUGUUUCCAAAGGAUUCUGAAGAAGCAAACGUUCAAGGUUGUCUUAGAGAUGAUAAUCUUUCCGUCACUGGUUGCAACUUUGGUAAUCCUCGUGGGAUUUUUCGCUAGCGGGGAUUGGAAAAGUGUGGGUGCAGAAAUGGAAGGGUUUAAACUAGGCAAGGUAUCGUACGUGAAUAUCUUGGUUUGGAUUGCUAUAGCUUGGCAAGUUUUCUCGAUUGGUUCGGUGGGGUUGAUCUUCGAAGUCUCUUCAGUUUUCUCCAACGUCAUCAGCACUCUUGGAAUACCCACUGUUCCAGUCUUGGCAAUGGUAUUUUUCCACGAUCAAAUGACUGGCAUCAAAGUGAUUUCCAUGUUGUUGGCUAUUUGGGGCUUUGUUUCCUAUGUUUACCAGCAUUAUCUCGAUGAUCGCAAGUCUAAGACGACUGCAAAAGUUUAGUUGUUGUUUUCAAGAAACACUGCUGGUUACUUAAUUAUGACUGGAAAAGUUUGGUUGUUGUUUCCAAGAAACACUGCUGGUUACUUAAU
Molecule: messenger RNA, 1277 nt
Organism: Durio zibethinus
Lineage: Eukaryota; Viridiplantae; Streptophyta; Magnoliopsida; Malvales; Malvaceae
Product: putative purine permease 10
Cellular component (GO): membrane
Molecular function (GO): purine nucleoside transmembrane transporter activity
Source: RefSeq, a predicted model, not a curated record